AGGACAUCCCCACAUCUACCUACGAGUGCAUUCUCACCUGCUCAAGAAAAUGAAAGAUUACAGCCCAAUUCUAUCCUUCCAAUCAAUCAAUGGCAAACAAACCUUGCAUACCCGACUGACUCGCCCGCAGCAAAAGGAACUUCCGCUCAACUGAGCCAAUUUUGCCGAUCAGCCACUAGCAAGCAGCCAUGCAGCUUAAGUAGCCUUUGGGGAUGGCGGUCUGCCUCCGGUUCGGGGCUAGCCAAGCUGGACUGAGUUGGAGUCAGCCGGUCUGUCGGUCUUCUGGCGUGGAGUUUUCUGCACUCUCUUUUCCUGUCUGUCUCCCUCUGACGCACGGUCGAGUCACGGAGAUUUACGUGGUGAUCUAUUGCGUUAAGGGGUGCUGCUACUGAUUCACCAUUGUUGAGCUUCACGACAGACCUGUCUCGCUCAAGACACCACAAUGAGUGGGGAAAAGAACUUGGACCACGCUGAGAGCGUGCAGGAUGUUGAGGUUGCUCCGCAGGUAACGCAAGAGAGCUACGCUGGGAUAGAUCUCAGCACUCGCGAGAAAGCCCUGGUCUGGAAGCAAGACCUGCGGAUUGUGCCACUCUGCGCAAGCAUCUAUCUUCUCUGCUAUCUGGAUCGUUCCAACAUAGGAAAUGCCAAAAUCCUCAACCAAGACACCGGCAAUGAUCUCCUCUCGGAGACACAUAUGACUUCGUACCAGUACACUGUCGCGCUCAUGGUGUUCUUAAUCGCGUAUGCGCUGUUCGAAGUGCCCUCCAAUUAUCUGCUCAAGAAGUUGAAGCCCAGCAGAUGGAUCGGAUUCCUCAUGCUGUCCUGGGGAGCUACCACAAUGGGCUUGGGCGGAUCGCACAAUUUCUCCCAGGUGACUGGUAUUCGAUUCCUGCUCGGAGCCACGGAGGCCGGCCUUUUCCCCGGGCUCGUCUACUACCUGACCUUCUGGUAUCGGAAUUCAGAGAGGUCCAUGCGCGUUGCUCUCAUCCUAGCAUCCGCCACCCUCGCGGGUGCUUUCGGCGGUGCCAUUGCCUAUGGCGUAGGACAUAUGAACGAGGUCCGCGGGCUAUCAGCAUGGCGAUGGCUGUUCAUCAUCGAAGGCGCUCCAUCGUGCGCCUCGGCCUUUCUCGUCUGGUUCUUCCUCCCUGACUAUCCCGAGUCGGCGUCGUGGCUCAGCCCGGAAGAGAAGGAUCUUGCUAUCCACCGAUUGAAAGAGGAAGGCUCUCAUGGAGCGGCGAAGGCUAUGAGCUGGGAAGAGGCAAAGGAGAUCCUGACGGAUUGGAGACUAUACGCGCAUUAUAUAGUUUAUUUCGGCAUCUCGACCCCCUUCUCCAGUCUUUCCCUCUUCACCCCUGCCAUCGUCAGUGGCCUUGGGUAUGCGGAUUUGCGGGCCCAGCUCAUGACAGUACCGCCAUGGGCUGCUGCCUAUGUGGUAACUACAGUCGUCGCAUGGUCCGCCGACCACUUCAACAGCCGUGGUCUGCACUCCGCCCUCUUUGCCUUUAUCGGAGCCAUGGGUUUCCUCGCAUCUGCCGUUCUUCCCGCAGACGCAUACUUGCACCGAUACGGAUGUCUCGUAGUCGCAGCAAGCGGCUCCUUCGCCUGCAUUCCGCCCUUACUCGGCUGGCUGUCUGCCAAUAUCCGCUCCACAGCAGGGACCGGCCUAGCUAUUGCAUUGAACGUGUCAUUCGGGGCGCCGGGACAAAUCGUAGGGGUAUGGAUAUACAAAUCCGACGAGGAGAAGAAGGGUUAUCCGACGGGACAUUGGACGAAUGCGGCGCUGCUGCUGAUGGUCACGGUGGGGUGUAUUCUGCUGCGACUGUAUUAUGGAUGGAGGAACAAGGCGACCAAGGGUGGUGAAAGGUUUGCUUAUUGAUGGAUUGACUGCGUGCUAAUUGUCAGGUUAGUAUAUCAUGAAU
Aspergillus vadensis CBS 113365 is the source of this 1919-nucleotide messenger RNA. RefSeq names its product putative MFS transporter. Gene Ontology annotation, molecular function: transmembrane transporter activity. The record is from RefSeq and is a predicted model, not a curated record. The transcript has 9 exons. Lineage: Eukaryota; Fungi; Ascomycota; Eurotiomycetes; Eurotiales; Aspergillaceae. Gene Ontology annotation, biological process: transmembrane transport. Gene Ontology annotation, cellular component: membrane. The coding region runs from base 443 to 1876 and encodes 477 amino acids.